This is a messenger RNA of Mya arenaria, 1066 nucleotides long. RefSeq names its product NAD(P)H-dependent FMN reductase PA1204-like. Gene Ontology annotation, cellular component: cytosol. Lineage: Eukaryota; Metazoa; Mollusca; Bivalvia; Myida; Myidae. The coding region runs from base 291 to 893 and encodes 200 amino acids. The transcript has 4 exons. The record is from RefSeq and is a predicted model, not a curated record. Gene Ontology annotation, molecular function: FMN binding; oxidoreductase activity.
UCGCAUGCACAGCAUGAGUCAGGAUUGUACUGAAACAUGAUACUUAAUGUGUAGUAGGUUUACAAAAUAUUUCAUUUCUAUAAGCUCGAUUGUGACGAGAGCAUAUAGCUCUCGUGAAUAAAACUUUGUACUAAAGGAUCAUAUUUAAACUGUUGUAGAUGUAGUAUACUUGUAGAUUAACAACAUAUUUCAUUUCUAUUAGCUCGACUGUGGUGAGAGCUUUGAUCUUAUCGAAUUCCUCUCGAGAACGUAAUAUUUGAUAGAUAAACAGACAGUUUAAAGCAAAAGAGAUGGCAGGAAAGUUGAAAAUAGGAGUUGUAAUAUCAUCCACCAGAGAAGGUCGUAUAGGAGAAAGGGUUACAACAUUUGUGAAAAAUGCCAUUCUUAAGGACCACGAAGUUGUUGUUUUUGAUCCGUUGAAAGAAGAUCUUCCACUGACACAACAAUCCUUGAAUUUUAUGUUCAACCCUUCGGUUGUACCUCAAAACAUAAAGGAUCUGAAUGAAAGAUUCAAAGCCCUUGAUGCACUCGUGUUUGUUUGCGCUGAGUACAAUUGGAGCCUACCACCCGCCCUGACAAAUCUCAUGGACAACAUUCCCCCACCCACUGUGGCAUGGAAACCGUGUGGAUUUGUUACCUAUUCCAUGGGACGAAUGGGAGGAUCAAGAGCGGCUGUUCAGCUUCGGAUAUUUACAGGCGGUAUGGGCAUGAUGGCUGUACCAACUAAUACAUCCAUUCCACUAGCCCACGAAACACUGGAUGCGAGCGGAAACACCAAAGACAAUAAAUUGAACGAGGAGCUUUAUGUAACGUUAAAACAAGUGUAUUGGGCGGCCAAGGCACUGAAGUCCUACGCUGAGAAUAACCUUGCACCGAUUUGGGCGUCAUCGUAGAUCUGACAUUUUAAGAAACCCAUUCCGUGAAGAGUUGUAUCAACAUUAGAAAUGUUCGAAUAAAAAACUGUGUACAUUGCUUAAAUUGUUGUCAAAUCAUGACCGUCGGUUUAAACUGUUCAAAUUAUGAUCCUUUUCGUUUCUUCAUUAAAACAAUGUUUUCUUUACAUUAA